Misgurnus anguillicaudatus (oriental weatherfish) is the source of this 3267-nucleotide messenger RNA. The record is from RefSeq and is a predicted model, not a curated record. NCBI's taxonomy places the organism in Eukaryota, Metazoa, Chordata, Actinopteri, Cypriniformes, Cobitidae.
GAGGUAACCCGCCCAUCGGCGUGUAUGCUAGAGUCGUUGGAUGCACGAAGCCAUUACAACGGUGUGUGUUCAAACAGAGAGCGGCGUGUUUUCACGAUCUACAUUUUUUUGCUUUUCUUGUCGUUUAAUCGCAUUUUAUUUAACGCAUUUGUACGUACCUUACAUCAAAUACAUCCAGUAUUCUUAACAGUCGUUUUCAAAAGCCGUAUAUGUAAUUACAUUUGGCACCGAGUCGACGUGAGGCGAACGAAUUCACAGCCAUCUGAUUCUCACCGCGCGCAGCCUUUCAAAAUUGCGAAUUAGUUUGUUUAUUUUUAUUUCGUUAACCAAGGAGACGUCGGUUUAAGAUACCCGCUUCGAUUUAGAUGGCAAGCUUCCCAGAUUUUGUCAACGAAAAUGAAAUAGGUAAAGCUAAGUUCAUCGGGGAACUUAUACCUCCUGUUGCUCCCUUCGACCAAAAAUCCGGACGGGAGACUUGGACUGUAGCUUUUGCACCUGAUGGUUCCUACUUUGCAUGGUCUCAGGGGCAUCGAAUUGUCAGACUUGUACCGUGGAAAAAAUGUCUAGCUAACUUUGCUGUAAGGAACGAAGAUCGUCCGAGCAGCGGAGGUCCCCGUCGGUUCUCCCGGCAGAACAGUGAUGGCAGUCUGGUGCCAGGCGAGCUCAGAGAGCACACUAUCGAUUGCGGUGACAUAGUAUGGGGCAUUGCCUUCGGCUCGUCGGUUCCUGAGAAACAGAGCCGCUGCGUGAAUAUCGAAUGGCAUCGGUUCAAGUUCGGGCAGGACCAGCUACUGCUAGCAACCGGCCUCAACAACGGCCGCAUCAAAAUCUGGGAUGUCUAUACAGGGAAGUUUUUGUUGAACCUGAUGGACCACACAGACAUCGUACGGGAUUUGACGUUUGCCCCAGAUGGAAGUUUAGUUCUGGUUUCUGCCUCAAGAGACAAGACUCUACGUGUAUGGGACCUUAAAGACGACGGUAACAUGAUGAAAGUACUACGUGGUCAUCAAAACUGGGUCUACUGCAGUGCUUUUUCACCUGAUUCCUCGGUCCUUUGCUCCGUAGGCGCAGGCAAAGCGGUGUUCCUGUGGAACAUGGAUAAGUACACUAUGAUCCGUAAACUGGAAGGCCAUCACAACGAUGUGGUUUCUUGCGAGUUUUCGCCUGACGGCGCACUGCUGGCCACGGCGUCUUACGACACUCGUGUAAUAGUGUGGGACCCGCACACGGCCACUAUUCUGCUCGAGCUGGGGCAUCUAUUCCCUCCUCCCUCCCCCAUAUUUGCGGGAGGAGCGAAUGAUCGAUGGGUUCGCUCUGUGGCCUUUUGUCAUGAUGGUCGGCACAUUGCCAGCGUCACCGAUGACAGGUUGGUGCGGUUCUGGAGCAUAGAUGAGAGGAGUCCUCAGGCCGUCGCUCCUCUCAAUAAUGGCCUCUGUUGUGCCUUUUCUACUGAUGGAAGUGUAUUAGCAGCUGGGUCUCGUGAUGGCAGCGUGCACUUCUGGGCCUGUCCUCGCAGCGUCGCGAGCCUCCAGCACCUUUGCCGCAUGACCCUGCGGCGAGUCCUACCUACGCAGCAGGUCUACAAGCUGCCCAUUCCUUUCACCAUGCAGGACUACCUGGCUUACAAGUCGCUGUAGCUUCAACACGGCACUCUGUGAAAAGAUUGUUUUCGAUGGAGAAAGUAAAGAAAGACAAAACAUUUGAAAAAGCCUUAAUCUAUUCUGUUUAUACUGACCUCAUCAUUCAGCUUGAGGGUCAGUGUUUUGUAUUUAUUUAUUUUUUGGGGCAAGUUUACUGUAGUUCCAAGAACGUUUCAGUACUGUCUACUUCAUCUUUCAAGCCCACAUCAGUUCGUGGCCUUCAGACAGCUUUAACAUAUCAACAUGGACCACAUUAGUUUCCUGCUAUUUGAUACGGCAAACCUGCCACAACUUUUUGUACUCGCGUUUGGGUGGUGUUUUCUUGGGGUCAGUUUAGGAAACCCCUCUUGCACCUGAGAUGAGCGUGAUGGGCGAUCGUCUCUCAAAGGUUUUGCAGUGUUUUUAUUAUUUGUGCCAGCUGUGAGAGGGAUUAAAGGGAGGAUUAAUAAUGUGAAUGUGUGCAUGUGUGUCUGAGAGUGAAAGUUGAUGGUGUUGUUCCGGCGGUAGGUCUGAGUUUGGUAGUUCAGGGACACGGGCAGUGCCUCCCCUUUACGUGCCUCUUUAAAAAAGAAGCUCCGGUGCGUUAUGCACAUCACACAGACCCGAAUGCUGCCUCAGUAUCGACCUCUUGCUUAUUUUCACAACUGAAGUAACACGUGGGCUAAUUUGGUUUCUUCCAAAAAUUGUAUAUUUUUUACCAGUGCAAAGAUUUGUAAAGGCAUGUUUUGUCGAGUAUAUUUGUAAAAAUGUAUAUGUAGCUUCAAUUUUUUGCUCAAACACUUUAUGAUGCUUGUAAGUCUCAAUGUGUGACGUUUUUGUGGGUGAAUGAGACAGAGAUGAGUUAAGGAGAGGAAUAAGUAACUGCGACAUGAAUGUUCACCAGCUUGCUGUAUUUGCUAUCAGCUGAGGUCCGCUCUACAUUAUCCUUUAUUAUCUCUACACUUCAGUCUGCUGGGCCUUGUGUUUUCUAGGUGACCUAGAAGCCAUCUUAAAAGUGGCCAAAGUGUGGUUUUGUGGGGAUGGUGGCAUCAUGUCGCAUCUACCUCUCAUUUCGAGGAACUGGUAAUACUGGUGCCAGACAUAUUGGAUGUUAUUGUUUAUUGUUGAUGCACGUGGCUCUAGUUGGCCUAUUUUGAUUAUUUUUAUGUGGGAAUCAGAUGUGGCAUAUUCAUUUGGUCAUGCAGUCAAACACUUAGCAAUAAAAUCUUGUCUGAAGCUGAUGCCAAAGAUCCACUUGGGUUGAUGUUAAUGGCACUCAGUCUGUUUCUUCCCCUUUCCUCAUUUAUGGCUAAAACUUGAAAGUAUUUUGUAUAUGUAUGUCUGUUAUUCUGCUUGGGUUGGCUGAUGUUACACAAAUUGGCUUUGCUUGAACGAUAUCUUCGUCUUGAGUAGAUAUAGAAAUGGCUACAUAGAUGCACUUCAGUGUUUCAACCAAAAUGUUAGCAUUGCAGUUUGAAGUACGGUUGUAGGGAACUUCAAUCAAUAUAGAGAAAAUGCUUGUAAAUUAGUUUGUAUCUAACUAUGCUGUGCUUACCAGGAGCAAGUGAAUUUAUAUUAAGUGUUUCCCCAGCUGUUUUCUGGGGUUUGUUGGUUUAUGGUUGUUACCCAAAUAAAGAAGUAUUUUAAA